GUCUACAAGUGUGUAGAAAGAGGACCGUUCCGAAGUUGUUGUAUGUGGAAUGAUACAAAUUAAUGUCUUUGUGUCAGUUUAUUGUUUAAAAUGGUCCGCAAAUGUGUGUUUCACAUAUGUAAGGCGUGACCUUUCAACGUGAUUACGCAAUACGUAAGGUCGCACCGGCAUGUCACACGGCUUAUAAAAGAUAUGAAGUUGUGGUUUAAAAGUGCAUAUUUAACAUUUUUCUUAGCAAAAAUGACAAUGGUUUUCCUAGAUAAGACCCUUAUGCCUCGGUUGGGAUCAUUAAGAGCCUUUUGAAGCUGCACUGAAACUACAAUUUUUAACUGCAUUGAAACUCUAAACUGGGUCCAAUAAAGUCUGUUAAAAUGAGAAAAAUCCUGGAAUGUUUUCCUCAAAAAACUUAAUGAUCAAAGAAAGACAAAAAGAUCUUGGAUGCAGUGGUGGCUGGUCAAUGGGGGGGUGGGGCACCGCCCCCUUAAAGUUGGCCAGAGAGGAAAGCUAUUUUAACAAAAAGUUAAAUAUAUAGUGCAAAUCAAUACAAAGUAAAAUAAUUUAGUUCUACUUUGAGUUUGUUGUGUGUGCCAUAUGUGUUUGUCUGGGACGCCACCCAAACGAGUGUGUAUGUAGGUCAGUAAAUUUGUUAAAAGCAUGUGACUUGAGGCUGAGGUCUAAUUGGCUAGUUUCAGAUCCGCCUUGGGGCGCAGCACUGUGCGCCCCAAACCCUCACACUUUUGUAAAUUAAUAUCGUUUUUCAUAUUUUUGACCUCAUGUGAUUGAACCGUUCUCAGACCACAUUGCUCAUUGCAGAUUAACAUGUAACUGCUAGUUACAGUACUGAUCAGUGGAACCAAGUGAAAUAUCUUGAGAUGAAAGACAAAACGAUUUUAUUCUUACAAAAUCACCCUUUACAAGUUUUAAAAAAGUGUAGCAAUCAUGGGCCUUGCAUUCAGAGCUCAACACUAAACACACAAAUCUUAAUCAUGGUGACAAUUAAAUAAAAACCAUCAUACAGUACACUGUAAAAAGUGAAAGCUGCUCUACUUAAAAAAAAACUUAAUUGAAUUGGUAACACCUAAAAACAUUUUAAAAAAUUUAACUUAAAUUUUUUACAUCAAGUGAGAAAAAAGAACACAUUUUAGGCGUUACUAUUAGCAAUUAAAGUAAUUUUUAAGUUGAUCCAACUUUUACUUUUUAAAGUGUACAAAACAACUAAAUACGGCAGAUAGCUAACAGAGCAACAUCAAAACCAUCCUUUUUAAAAAUAUAAACCAUUGAAUUGAAAAUACUGCAGUGCAUGCUGGGAACUGUUAAGUUCUUGCAAGUCCAGUUUUUUUAUUGUUUGCUUAGAUUACACAGUUUAGCAAAUUGGUCAAACUUUUGACAAGUUUGGACAAAGACUCAACAUAAGUCCAGACGACAAACAAAUCUUAUUCAUUAUAAACAAAAUAAGAUAUUAACCCUUUGUUCAGGUUUCUGUUCAAGUUUUUUUUUACCUUGGUUAGGUUAUUGAAAAGCAUUAUAAAAAAUAUACUGCCAAUUCAGUUCAGCAUUCAGUUUGACAAAAAGUGAGAUUUAAAAAAAAUAUGGAAGUUAAACAUUAAGCAAACCCUGUUACAAAAACAGAUAUCAGAUCAUCUUACCUGUUGUACACAAAGAUAAAAAGUCACUUCUUUAUUUUAUCAGUUAUUUCACCAUUAUUUCUCAAGUUAGAAAGAAACUGUUGGCUCACCGACAAAUACUUUUUUUUCUAAGUACACCAUUUAAACAGCUUUUUUAAGUCCUGUCAGAUAAAAGUUGUAUUAGCUCUUGAGGUUACAGAGUCCCAACCAUGAGUCUGUCUAAUGUGUUCAUUUUGAUGAUCGUCAUUCCUCAAAUUCUUGUUCAGUCGGUGAGAGGAAAGAACUGUGUGUGCGAUCUAAAAAACACUGAUCCUGCUUUCCCUAAAAGCAAAUUUAAGAGAGUAGAGACCAUCGCCUUACAAUGCACUGCGACCAUCACUUCAGAAAAGAUGUUAGAAAAUGACAGACGACUUCUGGGUCUACAACAACGUAUCAAGCAGCUAGAAGACUACGUGGGCAUACUGGAAAAAGAGGACGACAAAAAUUUGUAUGGGGCCGUGUCUCUCCGGAUUAUUGAGCUGGAGUUUGCCGAGAUUCGAAGUCUCCUGGACAAACUUAACAAAACCACCGUCAACUCUCAGCAUCUCAAUGUACAGACUGUAGCAGAGCUUCAGGACAUGAAGGACACAAUGGAAGAGCUGGAGAGGUUUGACAGCAUGCAGGUGAUGAAGAAAGAACGUCAGAACCGCAGUAUUAAGAAGGAACUUGAGAAGUGCAAAGAAAACAAAGCUCCAGCACCACACCCAACACUUCCCCCGGUUAAGGGUCGAUGUGGUCUGGGUCAGAUUGUCAGUGUGAAGGGACCUAAAACGUAUUCCCUCACGGUGUAUUCAACCUCCUACACCUAUGGAGCUUGGGGCAAGGAUGCGAACCCUGCUCCAGGAGAUGAGAAUAAAUACUGGCUGAUGGUGCUGUAUACUAGUAAUGUGUAUGGCAACUUUAUCCGCCAGUACAAUAGCUUGAGUACUAUGUUAUUAGGCAUUGGACAUACCGAUGUAUAUAUUGCAGGCUCUAACCCCACAACUAACACAGUUCAGGGGCCAAACAUGGUUAUGUAUGGAAAUGCGCUUUAUUAUAACUGUUAUUACACAUAUUCCGUCUGUCGGUUUAAUAUGACGGCUAGCACGGUUAGUAACGUGGCACUGCCAAAAGAUACAGGUUAUAACAGCAAGUUUCCGUUCGGACAUCUCGGAGCAGCAUACGGCUAUACAGAUUUGGAUUUUGUCACAGAUGAAUUUGGCGUGUACGUUAUAUAUGCAACGACAAGCAAUUACGGGAAUAUAGUCAUCAGUAAAGUUGAGACCAGCACUCCGCCCGUUUUAGGCCAAACUUGGUCAACUUCACUGCACAAAAAAACUGUCACAAAUACUUUCAUGGUGUGCGGUGUGCUGUACGCCACCAGGUAUAUAGACAGUGAGAAAGAGGAGAUCUUUUACUCAUUUGACACCAAAACCAACACAGAGCGCUACGAUUUGAAAAUUUUUAUCAAAAAGAUGCAAACCAAUAUUGAGUAUCUCAACUACGACCCCAGAGAUCAUUUGCUGUACGUGUACAGUGAUGCCUACAUUCUAACAUAUGAGGUCGUGUUUAAGUAAUUUAAACUGGAUUGUGGCUGCAUCCCACUCUAGUGCAUCCUUUAGGACUACAGGCCACAACCUUAUACUCUGUGAAAAGAGCAAAUGUUAUCUUUGUGCUUUUAAGCUACUAAUACUCUAGAAAAUUUAAAGGAAUUAUUUACCCCAAAAUGAAAAUUGUCAUAAUUUACUCACUCUAAUGCAACCCCAAAUGGAUUAAACUUCCUGUCAGGGAUGGCAUGAGGGCCAUUUUCAUUUUGGGGCACCACUGACUUCCAUAGCAUUAUUUUUUUCUUACUGUGGAAGUCAAUAGUGCCCCAGAUCUGCUUGAUUACAAUUUUUUUUAAAUAUCUUGGUUUGGAAUAACUUAAAGGUGAGUAAAUUUAAUAAAUUAAUUAAAUAAAAAAUUUUGGUGGUGAUUUAUCCAUUUAAGGCAGGUUUUACCCAAAAAGUAAAAGUUUUUUAGGAUAAAUAAUUCAGCUUAACGCUUACAGAGUAUGAAAUUGUAUCUCAAUACCAGUAUGCUUUCUUACUACAUAUCCAAAAGUUUAUACUUUACCAUCCAUAGUGAAGAAUUUACAUUUGGCUUUGAGUAAAAAUAUGUGAUUGGUAUGCAGCCUUAUAGUUUUUACUUUUGUGUUUUUAAUGCUUAGCUUUGUUUUGUAAGCUUAAGGAAUCUACAGAUGUAAUGGGAAUUUUGUGCCU
This is a messenger RNA of Misgurnus anguillicaudatus (oriental weatherfish), 3904 nucleotides long. RefSeq names its product olfactomedin-4. Lineage: Eukaryota; Metazoa; Chordata; Actinopteri; Cypriniformes; Cobitidae. Gene Ontology annotation, biological process: signal transduction. The record is from RefSeq and is a predicted model, not a curated record.